Molecule: messenger RNA, 1043 nt
Organism: Gekko japonicus
Lineage: Eukaryota; Metazoa; Chordata; Lepidosauria; Squamata; Gekkonidae
Product: mothers against decapentaplegic homolog 6-like
Exons: 4
Coding region: 57-1043 (328 amino acids)
Biological process (GO): BMP signaling pathway; anatomical structure morphogenesis; cell differentiation
Cellular component (GO): heteromeric SMAD protein complex
Molecular function (GO): transcription regulator inhibitor activity; I-SMAD binding
Source: RefSeq, a predicted model, not a curated record
UGGCGGGUCUGCACCCAGCGGUGUGUUCGCCCACCCCUUGCUUCCACAGUGACCUCAUGUUCCGAUCGCGGCGAGCCGGCUUAAUACAGCGGCUCUGGAGGCUUCGCUGCACCACGCCCGGCCCGGAUGACAGCCACGGGGCCCUGAAACCGGCCGCCCACGCCCUCUUCAAGAAGCUGAAGGACACCGAACUGGAGCUGCUGCUGAGGGCGGUGGAGAGCCGGGGAGCGGGGGAGCUGGGCUGCGUCUGGGUGGAGCCGCGAGGGUCCAAGCCGGGCCUGCCCGCCCCACUGCUCCUGUGCCGCCUCUACCGCUGGCCGGACUUGCGCCACCCCCACGAACUCAAGCGCCUGAGCUGCUGCAGGAGCCCGGGGGGCGAGGGCGCCGUCCACUGCUGCAACCCGCACCAUCUCAGCCGGCUCGCUACCCCCGAGACUCCUCCGCCCCCGUACUGCAAGAUCUCCCCCUUUGCCAUUCCCUUGAAGUGGCCCAGUGCCUUGGACAACAAGCGCAAAGCCUGGCAAGACACCAGCCUCUCUCGGCACUCCCUCAAAGAUGGCUCCUGGUGUAAGCUGGCCUACUGGGAGUACCGCUCACGGGUGGGAAGGCUCUACCCCGUGCACGAUGACUUCGUGAACGUCUUCUCCGAGCUCCCGGCCGGCGGCGGUUUCUGCGUGGCUCAGCUGGUGUCCCGAAGCCGCAGCCAGGCCGUCCGGCGCGCGCGGGCCAAGAUCGGGCAAGGCCUGACGCUCAGCCGAGAAGGAGGCCACGUCUGGGCCUACAACCGCAGCGACCACCCUGUGUUUGUCAGCUCUCCCACCCUGGGUCCGGCGGUGCACAAGAUCCUCCCCGGUUACUCCAUCAAGGCCUUCGACUACGAGCGCGCGAGCGGCCUGGAGGGGUGGCGGGACCCGGACGAUGGGCCGUGCGACGCCCACACCGUCCGCAUCAGCUUCACCAAAGGCUGGGGGCCCAGCUACUCCCGCCGGUUCAUCACGUCUUGCCCCUGCUGGCUGGAAGUCCUGUUGAACACACACGGAUGA